Gregarina niphandrodes is the source of this 510-nucleotide messenger RNA. RefSeq lists its product as hypothetical. The transcript has a single exon. The record is from RefSeq and is a predicted model, not a curated record. NCBI's taxonomy places the organism in Eukaryota, Apicomplexa, Conoidasida, Eugregarinorida, Gregarinidae. The coding region runs from base 1 to 510 and encodes 169 amino acids.
AUGGAAGUGCUUCAUCAACAAUUACUAGGUUCCAUUCUGGUUCUUAGUGGUAUAAUGAUGUUAGGUAGUAUGAAUAAUGAUAAUACUCAAUGUAAGCGGACUCAUGAAUGUCUUUAUGAAUGUCUUUAUGAAUGUCUUUAUGAAUGUCUUUAUGAAUGUCUUUAUGAAUGUCUUUAUGAAUGUCUUUAUGAAUGUCUUUAUGAAUGUCUUUAUGAAUGUCUUUAUGAAUGUCUUUAUGAAUGUCUUUAUGAAUGUCUUUAUGAAUGUCUUUUAGUAGGUGUACGAUUUUGGUUAAGUGUUAUUCGAUAUGUUGUCAUUAUUAGUAGUGGAGUGACAUUAUUAUGCCAAGAGAAAUUGAGACCACUUCGAAACCCUAGAACAGAUACUAAGGAAAUACUUAAGAGAUACGAGAAUGAGAUGGAAUUAGAUUUUGAUGUUGUUGGUCCAUUAACGUCACGUAUAAGACUGCCAGCAUUCAAUAAAUUAAUUAAUGAGGAUCAGGAUUCAUAA